Serpula lacrymans var. lacrymans S7.9 is the source of this 2052-nucleotide messenger RNA. RefSeq lists its product as uncharacterized. The record is from RefSeq and is a predicted model, not a curated record. Lineage: Eukaryota; Fungi; Basidiomycota; Agaricomycetes; Boletales; Serpulaceae. The coding region runs from base 349 to 1692 and encodes 447 amino acids. The transcript has 6 exons.
GGCCAAGUCAAUAUCUAAAAGUGCGAUGGCAUGGUACUACAUUGAUACAAUAUGACGCAGCACUGCAUGUCGUGCCGAUAUCAAUAGACACGACCAAACUACUCAACCCUUUCCAUGCGGAUCUUGAUCGAGUGGUACCUUUCUUGUUGGCUCUCAUAACACUGACAGACAGGCUUAGAACGGAAGAAGAAUUCGACUGACAGAAACAAUAGUCUAAGCAGUCCGACCGUCAAUGUUCAAUGUAGUGUUCAACGUUCGGGUCCGAGUCCAACCCUCAUCUCGCCCUUGAACUCAGCAAGCUGGUUCUAUUGUUCCCACGUUUCCACAACUCGAGGCCUCAUACUCGCGAUGGUACUGGAGACUGCCAAGUGGACCCCAAUGUCCAGUGCCGAAGAACUAGAAGGGUCGUCGACCAGAAUCGCUAUGACAGAUCUACAAGAACAAACCACAGGAGAAGAGUACUGCUGUGCUCCGAGCCAGACGGAUGCAGGUAGCGAAGUAUCAAGCACGCAGAACCAUGAUGAUGCAGAUAUGAGCAUUGUCCCCAGUAGUGAAUCUGAACAAGACCGUGACCCAGAGCCGCUUACAAAGCACAUACCGCACGAUGGUGCAGAUAUGAAGCUGACAGACGAGACUGAGAGCCAGGUUGACCUAGCUUCCGCACUGAUGACAGCAGAGAAAGACAACAUCAUACAAGAGUUGCAUGAGGAAAUUGAUCUCCUCCGUCAGAGGAACACCGAACUUACUUUACAGUCCAAGCAGCAGAAGGAGUCUUCUCGGAUGCGCAAACAGGGCAUACAGGAUCAAGAAUUCAACCACGUGAUCAACGAAAUACCGGACACCGACAUACAGGGGUUACUUAGUGACCUAAGUGAAGUUAUAGAUCACAUGGUCUCAGAGGUCAUUGACAUUGUUGCUUCACUGCAUCAGAUCACCAAACACCAGUCUGAGCCCCCGCCGCCCAUAGACACCCUCCUAUGGGCACUUAAGCAAGAUCCUCUUGUCACAGGUGCUCGUCAAUAUCUCCUUGAUGCCUACAUGCAUUCCUCGGUCAACAAUCACAUACAUCAAUUAUUCUUUCAGCCUCUUGUAGCACCAUUUAUUCCAUGUGACACUUCCCCUGAAGUAGCUUCCACAACCUCUGAAGCAAUUCUCGAGGUGCAGAUGCUUGAUCAUCUAUUUGAAAAAUUGUUGAGAACCGAACCAUGGCAUAUCGCCCAGCGUUGGCGCGCUAUCACAGCAUCUCAUGUCCCUCGACAAAUCCCUGACCCUUUGGCUUUUCUUGCCGAAUAUACACCCCAAGAAGAAUACAUGCUGUACGGCAUUAUUUUUCAAUUGUACUCAGUGGACAACAUAGCGAGAGAGAAGCUUUCUACAUGUUUGUCGACGAAGAUGAAAGCCAUCUACAACCAAGCUUACCACUUGUCCGUAACAAUCAAGUGCGACGUUCUUCCCACACGAUUGCUUGUGACUAAAUGCAAUGAGGAUGUCGUCAACCCUCGAAUCCACAACAUCUGGCCACUUGAUACGAAAGAUGCCGGCGGUAAAGUGCUUGGAACUUAUCAUUUGGGCUUGGUGAAACAAGUGGACAACGACAAAGUCUCUGUUCUCACUGCCCCUACAGUGGUCAGUGGUGGCUUCUUGCACAAAUUGGGAUUACACUUGCAUCGCCGUUGUCCUGGACCAUGGUAAUAGGACUGCGGAUGAUUCAGGAAGGUGAUGAUACAUAACGAUUUCAGCAUCAAGAGCAGAAUAUAUGCUAGUCUGUUGCUAUAUGUUGUAGGGGUAUGGUUUGUAUGAGCGAAGAGCGUUACGGUAGAUAAAUAUCCGCCUGUGAUAUGCGAUGAUCGACGAUGCACUUGUACUGUUUCUUGCAGGGUUUCGAGCGUGAUUGCACACAAGGCGGUGGUGGGUUUGUAAGACGAGCGAUCAUGGAUGCGACAAUACCAUUUGCCUGCGUGGGACAAAAGGGACUUUAUGAGACGGUACUAGGAGUGUUAGAUAGACGGUAAGAGUGUAGACGUGGCUCACUGUGACUAGAUAUUAGUGGGU